AGUUUAAUAGUAGCGCGGUCCCCAUACGGCUGUAAUCAGUGAAUUAGAAAAAAAACACCCUAGCAGCGAUAUUCUAUGAUAGAUUUUUUUUCCUCUGCGCUCGCCUUUUUCCUAGGCCUUGCCCCCCCAAAGCCCCUCCAAAAGAGGGAACUUUUUCUCUGAGGGGGCUCCAAGGAGAAGGCCAUGAAUUACGAAUUUGAGCGAGAGAUUGGUUUUAUCAAUAGCCAGCCGUCGCUCGCUGAGUGCCUGACAUCUUUUCCCCCUGUCGCUGAUACAUUUCAAAGUUCAUCAAUCAAGACCUCGACGCUUUCACACUCGACACUGAUUCCUCCUCCUUUUGAGCAGACCAUUCCCAGCCUGAACCCCGGCAGUCACCCUCGCCACGGCGCUGGCGGCCGCCCCAAGCCGAGCCCCGCGGGCAGCCGCGGCAGCCCGGUGCCCGCCGGCGCCCUGCAGCCGCCCGAGUACCCCUGGAUGAAGGAGAAGAAGGCGGCCAAGAAAACCGCACUUCUGCCGGCCGCCGCCGCCGCCGCCACCGCCGCAGCCACCGGCCCUGCUUGCCUCAGCCACAAAGAAUCCCUGGAAAUCGCCGAUGGCAGCGGCGGGGGAUCGCGGCGCCUGAGAACUGCUUACACCAACACACAGCUUCUAGAGCUGGAAAAAGAAUUUCAUUUCAACAAGUACCUUUGCAGACCCCGAAGGGUGGAGAUUGCAGCGCUGCUGGAUUUGACUGAGAGACAAGUGAAAGUGUGGUUUCAGAACCGGAGGAUGAAGCACAAGAGGCAGACCCAGUGCAAGGAAAACCAAAACAGCGAAGGGAAAUGUAAAAGCCUUGAGGACUCCGAGAAAGUAGAGGAGGACGAGGAAGAGAAGACGCUCUUUGAGCAAGCCCUUAGCGUCUCUGGGGCCCUUCUGGAGAGGGAAGGCUACACUUUUCAGCAAAAUGCCCUCUCUCAGCAGCAGGCUCCCAAUGGACACAAUGGCGACUCCCAAAGUUUCCCAGUCUCGCCUUUAACCAGCAAUGAGAAAAAUCUGAAACAUUUUCAGCACCAGUCACCCACUGUUCCCAACUGCUUGUCAACAAUGGGCCAGAACUGUGGAGCUGGCCUAAACAAUGACAGUCCUGAGGCCCUUGAGGUCCCCUCUUUGCAGGACUUUAGCGUUUUCUCCACAGAUUCCUGCCUGCAGCUUUCAGAUGCAGUUUCACCCAGUUUGCCAGGUUCCCUCGACAGUCCCGUAGAUAUUUCAGCUGACAGCUUAGACUUUUUUACAGACACACUCACCACAAUCGACUUGCAGCAUCUGAAUUACUAAAAACAUUAAAGCAAAACAAAGCAUCACCAAACAAAAACUCCUUUGACCAGGUGGUUUUGCCUUCUUUUAUUUGGGAGUUUAUUUUUUAUUUUCUUCUUGACCUACCCCUUCCCUCCUUUAAGUGUUGAGGAUUUUCUGUUUAGUGAUUCCCUGACCCAGUUUCAAACAGAGCCAUCUUUUACAGAUUAUUUUGGAGUUUUAGUUGUUUUAAACCUAACUCAACAACCCUUUAUGUGAUUCCUGAGAGCAGUAUGAGGCCUGCAAGAAAGUGAUCAUAUAAUUGUAUCUUCACUUUCUUUUUAUUUUUGUAUUACAUUGGGAUGCAUUGUCAUGCAUAUUUUUUGUAGAAUAAAUUCUCCUUUGCUAUAAGUA
Molecule: messenger RNA, 1686 nt
Organism: Homo sapiens (human)
Lineage: Eukaryota; Metazoa; Chordata; Mammalia; Primates; Hominidae
Gene: HOXA2
Product: homeobox A2
Exons: 2
Coding region: 184-1314 (376 amino acids)
Biological process (GO): negative regulation of transcription by RNA polymerase II; regulation of DNA-templated transcription; embryonic skeletal system development
Cellular component (GO): nucleus
Molecular function (GO): DNA binding; DNA-binding transcription factor activity; DNA-binding transcription factor activity, RNA polymerase II-specific
Source: RefSeq, marked reviewed